AUGUCCGUAUAUGCGACGAUACUGCCUCUCAUCUUCCUGGGAUUAUUAGGAUUUACUUCUGCAAAAGAUAUUAAAGGCUCAGCCUUUUGUGAAUUUUACAAUGACACCAUGUGUGCAGAGAAUGAACAAGAAUGUUCAGGAAGAGAAGAAUGUGUUAUGCAUGAUCCAGAUAAACGUAAUCAUUGUUAUGUACUAUGGACAAUGAACAGUACUACUAAAGAAACAAUAAUUAAAUUAAAGGGUUGCUUUUUAGAUAACAAUGAUUGUUAUGGUAAACCACUUUGUGUAGAGAAUAGUAUGGAAAGAAAAAAUGACUUCUAUUUUUGUUGUUGUGAAGGCAAUAUGUGUAACCAAAACUUCUCUUGGGUUCCACAACCAACCACAAAGCCUACAGAACCAUCUGUUAUUCACGAAUUUGAACCUAUGCCCAAUGCAAAGCAGCAAGCAAUAACACUUGCCCUUUUAAUAACAAUUCCUAUACUUCUUACGAUUAGUUUGUUUUCAUUUUGGUGGCUCUAUCGUCGUCGAAAAUUGGGCUAUUUUAACGAGAUACCAACGCUGGAACCAGUGCCGUUGCCACAACCUUCACCUAUUCUAGGUUUACGACCAAUACAACUUCUUGAGAUCAAAGCUCGAGGUCGUUUUGGAGCAGUUUGGAAAGCCCAAUUUAAAAACGAGAUCGUAGCAGUUAAAGUUUUUCCCAUUCAAGAUAAGCAAUCUUGGCAGACUGAACAAGAGAUUUUUAAGCUUGCACAUAUGGAUCACGAGGAUAUAUUACACUUCAUAGGUGUCGAAAAGCGUGGAGAUAAUUUACAAGCUGAAUUUUGGUUAAUUACGGCGUAUCACGAAAAAGGUUCACUGUGUGAUUAUCUAAAAGCAAACAUUGUAACAUGGCCUGAGAUGUGUAGAAUUGCAGAGUCCAUGGCAAGAGGUUUAAUGCAUCUACAUGAGGAAAUCCCAGCUAAUAAGGCAGAUGGUUAUAAACCAGCUGUAGCUCAUAGAGAUUUUAAGUCAAAAAACGUUUUACUGAAGGCUGAUAUGAGUGCUUGUAUAGCUGAUUUUGGCUUGGCACUUAUUUUUCAUCCGGGAAAACCUUGCGGUGAUACACAUGGACAGGUUGGAACGCGAAGAUAUAUGGCGCCCGAAGUUUUAGAAGGAGCAAUAAAUUUUACUAGAGAUUCAUUUUUACGAAUUGACAUGUAUGCCUGUGGAUUAGUCCUAUGGGAGUUAGCUUCAAGAUGUACUGUACAAAAUGGACCAAUAGGAGAAUAUCGACUACCAUUUGAGGAUGAAGUCGGUCUCCAUCCUACUCUAGAAGACAUGCAAGAAAGCGUUGUCCAUAAAAAAGAGAGACCGCUCAUUUUAGAAACUUGGCGUAAACAUCCAGGAUUAUCAUCGAUUUGUGAUACAAUGGAAGAGUGUUGGGAUCACGAUGCCGAAGCACGCCUUUCUGCCUCGUGCGUAGUGGAACGAGUUGCUACUCUUGGUAGAGCUCUUGUACUAAAUUCAACUACGUUAAUUCGUGUUGAUAAUACCAACGAGAUUAUUACUACCAAGGAAUCUAGUAUGUAGUUAGUGUCCAUU
Messenger RNA from Cyphomyrmex costatus, 1584 nucleotides. It is a transcript of the gene put, whose product is annotated as activin A receptor type 2 punt. The record is from RefSeq and is a predicted model, not a curated record. The transcript has 9 exons. The coding region runs from base 1 to 1572 and encodes 523 amino acids. Gene Ontology annotation, biological process: activin receptor signaling pathway; cellular response to growth factor stimulus; protein phosphorylation. NCBI's taxonomy places the organism in Eukaryota, Metazoa, Arthropoda, Insecta, Hymenoptera, Formicidae. Gene Ontology annotation, cellular component: activin receptor complex; plasma membrane. Gene Ontology annotation, molecular function: activin binding; activin receptor activity; ATP binding.